Molecule: messenger RNA, 3420 nt
Organism: Talaromyces marneffei
Lineage: Eukaryota; Fungi; Ascomycota; Eurotiomycetes; Eurotiales; Trichocomaceae
Exons: 4
Coding region: 1-3420 (1139 amino acids)
Biological process (GO): DNA repair; proteasome-mediated ubiquitin-dependent protein catabolic process
Cellular component (GO): site of double-strand break; nucleus
Molecular function (GO): protein binding; nucleic acid binding
Source: RefSeq, a predicted model, not a curated record
AUGGCAUACGUCGUCCCAAUUCAUCGAGCCAGCAGCGUGCGACACGCGCUGAAGCUCAACUUCCUCGAGCCAGAAGAAGAUUGUCUCGUUGUCGCUAAAGGAGCCCGUCUUGAAUUCUAUUCUAUAACCCCCGAUGGCCUCGCACUCACCACAUCUCGUGCUCUCUAUGCCAAAGUCUCGAUGCUAGCCCGACUCCCCGCCCCCGCCAACUCAACGACAGACCACCUCUUCGUCGGCACAGAUCAAAAUACAUAUUUCACACUAAAAUGGGACAGCGAGAAACGACGAGUCCGUACGGAACGAAGCUAUGUAGAUCUCGCCGACAAGGCCUCAAGAGCCUGCCAAAACGGUGACCGAUGUCUGAUUGAUCCGAGCGGGAAGUACAUGACAUUGGAGAUUUUUGAGGGUAUCAUUACUGUGCUACCCAUCAUCCAACUACACAAGAAACGAGGCAAACCUCCGGUCCUGAAAACGUCGCAUUACAGUAACCCCGACGAGCCGACGCCGCAGAUUGGAGAAUUGGGUGAACCCAUGAUGACGAGAAUAGAUGAGUUGAUGGUCCGAUCGUCGGCGUUCUUGCAUGUGGAAAGCAAAGCACAUCCUCGAUUAGCGUUAUUGCAUGAAGAUAAUCAGCGAAAAGUGAAGUUGAAGAUUAGGGAAUUGUCGUUUGAGGCGUCUGCGGAGCCGGUUUUUCAGGAGACCGAGGAUUUUACAGAGGAAUUGGACCUGGGGGCUUCACAUUUGAUUCCUGUUCCGGCUCCGUUAGGUGGAUUAUUGGUUCUCGGAGAGACAUGCAUCAAGUAUAUCGAUGACGCCAAAAAUGAAACAAUCUCAAACCCCCUCGAUGAAGCUACGAUCUUUGUUGCAUGGGUGCAAGUGGACGGUCAGCGAUGGCUCCUCGCGGACGACUACGGUCGUCUCUUCUUCUUGAUGUUAGUCCUGGAUUCUCAAAAUGAAGUAGAAGGCUGGAAACUCGACUACCUCGGCGAGGCGUCAAGAGCAUCCGUUCUUAUCUAUUUAGGCGCUGGAAUGACUUUUAUCGGAUCUCAUCAAGGAGAUUCCCAGGUUAUUCGGAUCAGUGAAGGCUCUUUUGAGAUUAUCCAGACCAUAUCUAAUAUUGCUCCAAUCUUAGAUUUCACUAUCAUGGACCUCGGUGCCCGCGAAGGGGAGAAUUACACUCAUGAGUUUUCGUCGGGUCAAGCUCGCAUCGUCACGGGCUCUGGCGCAUUCAAUGAUGGCACUUUGCGAAGUGUGCGAAGUGGUGUUGGUAUGGACGAAUUAGGUGUUUUAGGCGAGAUGGAGCAUAUUACGGAUAUGUGGGCUUUGCAAAUUUCUAGCCCAGGUGAUUUUUCAGACACACUGGUGGUCACCUUUGUCAACGAGACCAGAGUCUUCCGAUUUAGUUCGGAUGGCGAAGUGGAAGAGCUGGAUGAAUUCCUCGGUCUGAAUUUGGCAGAGAAUACCCUUCUUUCUAGCAACUUGCCUGGCGGUCGUAUCAUACAUGUCACAGAAAGCGGCGUGAGUAUAGCCGAUACGGACAGCGGCAUGGUCACAUCUAAAUGGUCGCCUGAUGGACACACGAUUACAUCAGUAGCAUGCAACGAUGAGCGACUUGUUGUCGUGACUGGUGGUCAAAUUAUAGCUACUCUAGAUAUCACUGGAGACCUGAAGGUCCUUUCUCAAAAAGAUUUUGGCAAGGACAAUCAAGUUUCAGGAGUGACUAUUCCACCAGCACCAUCACAAGUCUGCAUCGCCGCUUUCCCGCAAAACGCCCUAGUGGCCGUUUUGGAUUUACAUAGAUUCGAAGAGUUACAUAGUCAAUCUUUGGGUGUCGCUAGUGAGGCUUUUCCACGAACUGUUCUCUUAGCAGAGAUUCUGGCAGAUAGUUCUUCGACAUUGUUUGUGUCCAUGGCGGACGGCAGUGUCGUAACAUUUUCUUACGAUGCCGAAAGCCAUUCUCUGACCGGUACGAAUAAGUUGAUUCUCGGCUCUGAGCAACCGACAUUCAAAAAACUACCACGAGGCGAUGGACUUUAUAAUGUGUUCACCACAUGCGAACAUCCCAGUUUGAUAUAUGCUUCUGAAGGGCGGAUUAUCUACUCAGCAGUGAACUCAGAAGGUGCCUCGCGUGUUUGCCAUUUCAACACUGAGGCAUAUCCAGAUGCCAUUGCAGUGGCAACAUCAAGAGAUCUCAAGAUCGCCCUUGUUGACAAGGAACGCACAACCCAAAUACAAACUCUGCCUAUUGGAGCAACCGUUCGGAGGGUGGCAUAUUCGCCCACAGAAAAGGCGUUCGGAAUCGGGACUAUCAAGCGUCGCUUAGAGGAUGGAGCUGAAAUUGUCGAGAGUCAAUUCGUGCUUGCUGAUGAGAUCAUGUUCCGAAAGUUAGAUUCUUUUGAUCUGAAGCCCGACGAGCUUGUUGAAAGUGUCAUCCGUGCUCAAAUGGUCGUUGGCAAGGAUAGGUAUGAUGAACCUAUCUACAAAGAUAGAUUUAUUGUUGGGACCGCGUAUUUGGACGAUGAGACAGCUGAAUCCAUACGUGGGCGUAUUCUAUUGUUUGAAGUGGACUCUAAUAGAAAAUUGUCAUUGUUCCUGGAGCAUCCGGUGAAGGGGGCCUGUCGAGCGUUGGCUAUGAUGGGCGAUUAUAUCGUGGCAGCUCUUGUCAAAACUGUGGUCAUCUUCGAGGUGACAGGGCAGCCGCAAACAGGAAAAUAUUCGCUCCAAAAAGCCGCCGUCUAUCGCACAUCAACUGCCCCUGUUGAUAUUGCGGUUACGGAUAAAACAAUCGUUGUCGCAGAUUUAAUGAAGAGUAUAUCUAUCGUUGAGAGCAACAAAACUGAUGCUUUGACGAUGGAAGCAAAGGAAGUCGCUCGUCAUUUUGCGACUGUAUGGACUACAGCUGUGGCAGAUAUUGGGUCGAACCAGUGGCUUGUCAGUGACGCGGAGGGAAACUUAAUCGUCCUUCGCCGGAAUGUCGAUGGCAUGACGGAGGAAGAUCGACGGCGACUGGAGGUGACUAGUGAGUUGCUUCUGGGCGAAAUGGUCAAUCGCAUUCGACCAGUGAAUAUUCCUCAGACAUCGACCAUGGCGGUGACUCCCAAGGCAUUCUUGGGAACGGUCGAAGGAUCAAUCUAUCUCUUCGCACUAAUCAAUCCGGAGCACCAGGACUUCCUUAUGCGACUCCAGACAGCCAUCUCGGCCUACGUUGAUUCACCAGGCUUGAUGCCAUUCAAUAAGUUCAGGGCUUUCCGGUCGACCGUGCGUGAGGCCGAGGAGCCUUUCCGGUUUGUUGACGGAGAACUUAUUGAACGAUUCUUGGAUUGUGAUAGAGCUGUUCAAGAAGAGAUACUAGGCGUUGUCGGUAGUGGUGAUUUGGAAUCGGUGCAAAAGAUGAUUGAGGCUCUGAGGAGGUUGCAUUAA